Messenger RNA from Dentiscutata erythropus, 1326 nucleotides. The record is from the annotation of a GenBank genome assembly. NCBI's taxonomy places the organism in Eukaryota, Fungi, Glomeromycota, Glomeromycetes, Diversisporales, Gigasporaceae.
AUGCCUUUACAACAAUUGACAAGACCUACUCUUCUUUCUCGCACUUUAUUGUUCGUGAAAAGUAUUCAACGUGGUUUAGCCACAGUUACCGAUCAAUCAUUUGCUAGUACUGCUCCACCACCUGCACCAUAUGCUUUAUCAGUUUCUAGCACGCCUCCACCUGCAGCUUUGAAACUAAAAUCUGGUCAAGUGUUUCAUGGACAAUCUUUUGGUGCACAAACUCCAAUAUCUGGUGAAGCUGUCUUUACAACUUCGCUCGUCGGUUAUCCGGAAUCAAUGACAGAUCCUUCAUACAGAGGGCAAAUUUUAGUAUUUACUCAACCCCUUAUCGGGAAUUAUGGUGUUCCCGGACUUUUUAAGGAUCAAUACGGAUUGUUGAAAUAUUUUGAAUCUGACCGUGUUCAAUGUCAAGGCAUUGUGGUCGGAGAUUAUGCUGCGCGCUAUUCUCAUUGGAACGCUGUAGAGUCACUAGGAUCAUGGUGUGCUCGUCAUGGUGUACCUGGAAUAUCUGGUGUUGAUACUCGUGCUAUUGUUCAUUUACUACGUGAUCGAGGCUCUACUCUAGCAAAACUAGUUACUGGCGAUGAUGCUGCUAACGAGGACUUUGAUAAAAUUCCUUAUGUUGAUCCAAAUAAACGAAAUUUGGUAGCUGAAGUCAGCACAAAAAUGCCAGUCUCCUACAACCCCUUCGGAGAUGUGAAAAUAGGUGUUAUCGAUUGUGGUGUUAAAUAUAAUAUCCUACGUGCUCUUGUUCAACGUGGAGCUGCCGUUACCAUCUUACCACAUGACUUCGAUUUUAAUAAAAUAUCUAAUGAAUUCGAUGGAAUAUUCAUUAGUAAUGGGCCUGGCAAUCCCAAUAUGGUUACUGAAACUGUUCAAAAUUUGCGUACCGCAUUAAGCGAAUAUCAAAGACCCAUAUUUGGUAUCUGUAUGGGCAAUUUAUUACUAGGUAUGGCGGCGGGACUUAAUGUAUAUAAACUCCGAUUUGGAAACCGAGGUCAUAACGUCCCAGCUGUUAGUGUAGAUGAUGGGAAAUGUGCAAUCACUUCCCAAAAUCAUGGAUAUGCCCUUGAUGAUUCAGUAAUGCCAGAGGGAUGGGUAAAAUACUAUGUCAAUGCCAAUGAUGGCACUAAUGAAGGUAUUCGCCAUUCAGUAUUACCUCGAUGGUCAGUUCAGUUCCAUCCAGAAGCGAAGGGUGGUCCACAAGACACAGAACCCUUAUUUGAUGAAUUUGUUGACCGGGUUCGUUCUGAUAAGCUCAAAAGAGUUGGAUCCCCAAUAUUCUUUACAGAAAAAGCCGUUGUCACUCCCACUCAAUAUGCUUAA